Lachnellula hyalina is the source of this 1428-nucleotide messenger RNA. It is a transcript of the gene Dbt, whose product is annotated as Lipoamide acyltransferase component of branched-chain alpha-keto acid dehydrogenase complex. Gene Ontology annotation, molecular function: acetyltransferase activity; lipoic acid binding. The transcript is spliced from 2 exons. Gene Ontology annotation, cellular component: cytoplasm; mitochondrion. NCBI's taxonomy places the organism in Eukaryota, Fungi, Ascomycota, Leotiomycetes, Helotiales, Lachnaceae. The record is from RefSeq and is a predicted model, not a curated record. Bases 1 to 1428 code for a protein of 475 amino acids.
AUGCGUCUUCAAGUAUAUUCUCGAGUCUCUUCAAGACAAUGGCAGGUCUACAAGAACCUCAACUUCCCCAGACCAUUCCCCUCAGCACGGUCCUUCCAUGCAACAACGAGAGCUCAAGCCAUAAAACCGUUUCUACUAGCGGAUAUCGGUGAAGGAAUCAGAGAAUGCGAAAUCAUUCAGUGGUUCGUCGAGCCCGAAGCCCGAGUCGAGGAAUUCGACAAGCUAUGUGAAGUUCAGAGCGACAAAGCUUCCGUGGAAAUCACCAGCCGAUUCCCAGGGAUUGUCAAGAAGCUACACUAUGAAGCCGGUGAAAUGGCCAAAGUAGGCAAGCCCUUGGUGGAUAUUGACAUACAGGGAGAGGUCAAACAAGAGGAUCUGGCGGCUUUGACAGAACCAUCGGCAGGGGAGGAGUCGAAAGCCCAGGUAGACAAGACUCCGGGCUCCUUGUCAUCGGCACCCAGUAUGGAAACACAGCCAGAACUAGAAAAUGUAUCGCUGUCGAAAGGGAAGCAUGGUGCGUUAGCAACACCAGCAGUCAGGCACCUGACUAAAGAAUUGGACGUCAAUAUCUCAGAUGUCCAAGGCACCGGAAGGGAUGGACGUGUUAUGAAAGAAGAUGUACAUCAAUUUGCAAAGCUACGAGAUUCUGGUGCCUCUACAAGAGGGCCAGCCUCCACUUUACCAAUCGACACUCCAACGCAAACGGAAACAAUAACCCAAUUAUCAAACACACAAAGUAUGAUGUUCAAGUCCAUGACAAAGUCCUUGACAAUCCCACAUUUCCUAUAUGCGGAUGAGAUAGAUUUCAGCAGGCUCUUAGACCUUCGAACGAGGUUGAACAAGGGGCUUGCGAAAUCACCUACAAAUGAUAUCAGCAAGAUAUCAUACCUUCCAUUUAUCAUCAAGGCCGUCUCAAUGGCUCUUCAACAAUACCCAAUGCUGAACGCAAGAGUGGAUGUGGAUUCGAGUACCGGAAAGCCAGUACUCGUACAUCGAAGUCAACACAAUAUUGGUAUAGCAAUGGAUACACCAUCAGGACUGAUCGUCCCAGUCCUCAAGAACGUCUCAACCCUCAACGUUCUCUCCAUAGCAGCCGAGUUAAACCGGCUUCAAGCCCUAGCUGCGUCGGGCAAACUCACCACUCAGGACCUGAGUGGUGGUACAAUCACGGUCUCGAACAUCGGCAAUAUCGGAGGCACAGUCGUCUCUCCCGUGAUCGUGGAGAAGGAAGUAGCUAUACUCGGCAUUGGCAAGAUGCGUCGAGUGCCAGGCUUCGACGAGGAAGACGACGUGAUUGCAAGACAGAUUUGUAAUUUCAGCUGGAGUGCUGACCACCGAGUCAUCGAUGGUGCAACCAUGGCACGAGCUGCAGAGGUGGUCAAGGGGUUCGUCGAAGACCCAGAUAGUAUGGUCAUGCAUCUGCGUUGA